This is a messenger RNA of Oryzias melastigma (Indian medaka), 5731 nucleotides long. RefSeq names its product activator of transcription and developmental regulator AUTS2 a (gene auts2a). The transcript is spliced from 19 exons. Lineage: Eukaryota; Metazoa; Chordata; Actinopteri; Beloniformes; Adrianichthyidae. The coding region runs from base 764 to 4597 and encodes 1277 amino acids. The record is from RefSeq and is a predicted model, not a curated record.
CUGUGAGAAGAGCUGCAGACAGACAGCCCGGCUGCGUGCGUCUGCAGCUGAACUUGCGCAGCUUGUUUGCGGAUGCAGCCUCAGCGUCCAGCGGCAGCACUACUUGCGGGAGGAGGAAGCGCCCAGCCUGCAAAGCGGCACUGCGGCAUCGCCGUAUCAAUGCGCCCCGCUCUGCCUUCUUCGGGAUCCUGAAGCUCGGAUCCGGGGAGAGGAGGAGGCGGAGGAGGCGCCCUGUGCUGCUUCUUUGCGGGAUUUCUCUGCCAGCCUCAGACCUUUUUGCGCUUUUUCUGUUUCGUUUUCCUGUUGUGUCCAAAGGCUUCAACUUGUCCGGACGGUCCGCCCCCCACUCGCAAGGGAAGGUGAGUUUGCAGAUCUCGGGUGAGAGUGGUGAGAUCUUGCAGAAGAAGGAUGGGGUGUCACCGGCUCACCUCAGCAUGGUGGGACAUGUUCAGCGAGCUGACGUCCGCAUUAACCUGAAAGGCCCUUCCGCUGAUGGAUUUUGCUGCUUUGUGAUAACAUGUUGAAUGGAUCGUUUUACACAGGAUUUGGUGGCCCGCCUUUGGGGAUCUCUGAGUGGAACCUAUUUUGAUUGACUCGUUGCUGCUCUCACCAAGAGCACUUCACAACUGUUGGAUCUAAACAACUGACUACAUUGUCUGGGAUAUUGGAGGGGUUUCUUUGAGAGGCUUUUACACUCAAGUGGAGCUCGAGUGGUGUCACAGUUUGGCUCCUUACAAGAAGUGGGUUUAUUGGGAUAUUCAGUAUGAAGGACACGGAUAUCCCUCCAUCAAGUGGUCUGCGUAAGAAGAGGAAGUCGAGGUCAGAAAGGAACCGGGAGAGGAGAACAAAUGGGAUAAGGAAUAACCACGUUAAAGGCUCAGUGCUUCACCUCUCUUCCGACUCGGAGCGGGAGGGUGAGCACGCACCCUCCUCCUCCCGCCCUCGACCCCCACGAAAAAAGCGAAAAGACUCCACUUCUAUUGAAGAGGACAUCAUUGAUGGUUUCUCCAUUACGGGCUUUAUGACCCUGGAGGCUCUGGAGAAGAGCAUAACAUCACAGCCCCAGGACAGAGGGGACAACCAGGCAGGACCGCCACACAAGACAAAAGCUGCCAGGGUCCCAAAUGGCCUGAGCUUGGAGCACUACAAGAACAGUUUCCUCCGCCACCAGUCGUCAGACCAGGAGAAUAACCCCCGCCUGGCACGCACAGCAGGAAAGAGGAAGAAGAAACACCAGAACAAGAAGAACACAAUGCUGAAGCCUGGGCACGACAACUGCAAGGACAGUGACAGCGAGAGCGUCAGUGAAGAGUUCAAGACUUCUGUUCGAUGCAGCUCCAGAGAGAGACUGACAGAUUGUGACACAGAGACAGACCAGGACGAUAAGGUCUCCGAUGCCAGCUCAGAGAAAUUUUUCAGCACAGCCGCAGUUAAAGUUUCAGAUUUUGGCAUCGAUGUGCUCUCCACCAAUGGCAGCGUCGAGCCUCACGGCCCGGGCCUCCUCAAGGUGUCAGGCCUAGAGAGGAGUCAGGAGAGGAGCCAGGACAGCUGCAAAGACCCCCAACUUCUUUCAUCCGACCCCCCCGACCCACCCCGAUUGGCCUCCAAACUUUCCCCUGUAAAGCACUCCCAGUCCCCGUCCCCACUCCGAGCCCAGACAAACGGUCCUGUCCAGGCUCCAGCCACGCCCAGGUCUCUGUCUCGUGCAGCCUUGCCUCUUCCCCAGGGCAGAGAGCCUCUUAUAACCCCCCCACCUAGGGCCCAACACCAGCCAGAGCCACUGUCCCACGGCAGGCCUCUGCCUGCACCAAACUCACACCCUUCAUCCCCCGCCACGCCAAACCACCACCCUCACCAGCAGCACUCCAACCAGGCAGGGCCUCAUCCGCCCCCAUCGCGGUGCCACCCCCGUUCCCUUUCUGGGUACAACGGCAUCAGUCUCAACGGCCACAGCAGCAGCAGGAGCAGCACCCCAGGCACCAAGCUCCACGGGCCUCCUGCUCCCCCCCAGCACCUCCCCCAUUACCCCCCUGCUCCUCCUGUGGCAGCAGCAGCCUCGACUUACCCCCUGCCUCUGGCGGCUAACCAGAGCGCCCCCCACAGCUUCCCGUCUGCUUUGCAGCCUCCGCCUCAUCCGCAUCACCCGAAUAUGUUUGCUCCUCCAGCAGCUUUACCUCCACCUCCACCGCUGACGUCUGGCUCCCUGCCGGUACCUGGACACCCUGCUGCUGGGAGUGCUUACUCAGAACAAGACCUUCUCCGUCAGGAGCUCAACACACGUUUCCUGGCCUCCCAAAGCGCCGACCGCGGAGCCUCGCUCGGCCCUCCCCCAUACCUGCGCACCGAGUUCCACCAGCAUCAGCACCAGCACCAACACCAGCACCAACACACCCACCAGCACACGCACCAGCACACCUUCACGCCCUUCCCCCACGCCAUCAUGCCCACCCCAGCACCGCCCAUGGUGCGUACCCCUGCCAGAAAUUUUGACAAAUACCCCACAAAAGUUGACCCCUUCUACAGACACAGCCUCUUCCACACCUACCCACCUGCCAUGUCCGGCCUUCCCCCCGUCAUCCCCCCGACGGGGCCUUUCAGCUCUCUGCAGGGCGCCUUCCAGCCAAAGACCUCCAACCCUCUGGAUGUGUCCACCAGACCUGGAGCCGUCCCUCACACCUUCUUACAGAAAGACCCCAGGCUAACGGAUCCGUUUCGACCCAUUCUGAGGAAGCCAGGAAAGUGGUGCGCCAUGCACGUGCACAUCGCCUGGCAGAUCUACCACCAUCAGCAGAAAGUGAAGCAGCAGAUGCAGGCUGACCCUCAUAAGCUCGACUUUGGGCUCAAACCAGAGUUCCUGGGUCGACCUCCGGGCCCCAACCUCUUCGGCGCCAUUCAUCACCCUAGUGACUUGGCGCGGCCUGCCACGCUCUUCUCUGCUGCAGGUCCCACCCACCCGUCAGCAGCUCCUUUCAGCCAUCCGCCCCACCACCCCGGGAACUUCCUCACCCCACCGUCACACUUAGAACCUUUCAGCAGGCCGUCCUCUUUCGGGGGUCUGGGGUCACUCAGUUCUUCAGCCUUUGGGGGACUUGGAAAUCCAGCACUAAAAUCCCUAACAGCGGCCAACUCGGUGUUCGGCCAUAAAGACGGCCCCAACGCACCGCAGCACUUCAACGGCAGCAGUAACAGCAGCCACCAGGAACCGUGGAACCGCCUGCACCGCACUCCGCCUUCCUUUCCAACCCCACCCCCCUGGCUGAAACCUGGAGACUCUGAGAGGAGCGCUUCUGUCAGCUCUCAUGAGAGGGACCGAGACACUGACAAACGGGAGCCGCUGGUCAGUAAAGAAGACAAGGACAGGGAGUCUGUGGAAAAGCGCCAUUCAAGCCAUCCAUCCCCGAUCCCUGUCAACCCUAUCAAUCUACUUGGACACAACCGCCCCCCAGAGCAUCACCGGAACCACCUACCUCCUGUCUCUGGAGACCCUCAGAGGGACAAGGAGAACAAGUCCAAAGACAGGGAGAGGGAACACGCCGACUCCUGGAAAGACGCUGGCACAGACGAUCACAAGCUCAAAGACAGCCAGCACGGCGAGAAGGACACUCCUGUGAUUCACGAUGGUCGAAUGUCUGAGGAAAAAGUGCCCAGCCGGGGAACGACGUCGCCGUACAUCCGGCAGACCAGUCUGGACCGCCCCAGCGGGGGCCUGGGCAGGGAGGUCCUGGAGAAGAAGCUAGAGCUGCCGUAUGAGCCUCAGAAGAAGAACAGCGAGGUGAAGGUGAAGGAGGAGAGGAAGGAGGAGCUGGACGGAGCCGGGGAAAGGCAAAGCGAGCACCCCCCACAGGCGCCCCCUGCUCCGACCCUCCACCCUCCUUCAUCCCUGUCCUUGCCCAUGGGGGUGGCUGGAGUCCAUCCCAUCAACAGCAUCAGCAGUCUGGAGAGAACUCGCGUUGUGGCCCCCUUCAUGGGGAUCAGCCCCAUCCCAGGGGCCGAACGCUUUCCCUACCCCGCCUUUCACUGGGACCCCAUGAGGGACCCCUACAGAGGCCUGGACAUACACAGACGGGACCCUCUGGCCAGGGACCUCCUGCUGAGGAACGACCCUCUGCACCGCCUGGCAGCGCCACGCCUCUAUGAGGCGGAGCGAUCUUACAGGGAGCGGGAGCCUCACGACUUCAACCGCGAGCACCCUCUGGUGCUGGAGAGCAGGAGGGAGCAGGAGCGCGCCCAGCUGGAGGAACGGGAGCGGCUCAACAUGCUCCGAGAGGACUACGAGCACGCUCGUCUGCACCCCCCGAUGCAUCACCCUGCUCUGGAGGGACACCUGUCCCACCCCGCUCAGGCCCUCAUGGCCCCCGGACUGCCAGGCAUGCACUAUUCACGGGUGAGCCCCUCCGCUGCGGCAGUCGCCGCCGCCGCUGCAGCAUCUGCCCAUCAGAACAGUUUACUAAACAAAACCCCGCCCACUGCCUCGUUGAGUGCCCCGCCCCCUCUCAUCCCCUCACUGGGAGCACGACCCGGCUCCCCCAGACGGACUACUCCUCUGGCUACCGACAUCAGAGACAGACCGGUCCACAAAGACAUAGAGGCCCGGUGAGCCACGGGGUCAAGGAACCCCCCCUAAGCACUUAGCUUUGGAAGAAGCGACUGUAAGAUAGCUGUGAAUAAUUUAUGUGGGCAGCGGAGACCCUCACGAGGACACGUUUUUGUAUGGAGCCACAGAGACAACCGUGCGUUCUUUUCCAGUUCAGCUAUUUUCUGUGCGUUCUUCCUCCUGUAUAACAAAGUGACGUGACGUAAGACGACAUGAGUGUGGAAUGUACAGCUUCCCCAGCACUGACAGACGCUGUAGAUACUGUGUACAGUUGCUGUGCUCAUUCUGUAUGGAAUAAAAAUCAUGAUCCAAAUAUGCAAAGAGUGUUUUGAAAGCUUUACUUUGAAUACAUGUAAAUAUAGGAGUUUAAAGGCUGUGGUUCAGAAUGUGCUUUUUGCUAGUUGUCAUCAGUUUUUUUAAGUUAGCACAGGUGAUUAGCAUGUACCAGAGACCCAUAUUCAACUAUGCAACUAACGUGGGAGCUCCCUUCAUAAAGCUGGCGUUCUGUCCACCAACAGCUUUAGUUAACAGGGUUUCUCCAAAAUAACCAUCUUACGGUAAGAAGAUGUAGAGACAAUCUAGAUAAAGGAAUGUCAAGUAAUUGAAUUGGAUUUGGUGGAAAACACCAGCAGUGCAAAUGUGUUUCCCACCAGCCUGUGUUGUGUUCUGGGAGAAGGCCGCCCAUCAAACAAACCCCUGACACCCCGGGUCUUUGAAAGAGUCAGACGAGCUCUGCUGGACAAAAAGUGCUUUCCUGAUAACUGCAAACAUAAAAAAAUCAGAUUUCAACAAGGGAGCAGUUUGUUUUUACUGCAGAGAUCUAUUUUAGUAGUUACAAUGAAGGGUUAGUUGUGCGCUUCAAACUCUGUGAUUUCCUGUUGUGCGGUGUUUUCUUUUUUCUUUAAAACAAAAAAAAAACAAGUCCACCGGAGCCAUAGUGAUUAGUUGAUCCGUAUUGCAAACAGAAUGUUAAAUGAGCAACGUUUCUGCUGUUUACCGUGUACAGAAAGUAAAUCAAAUCUUUCUAGAUUAUCUACAAAGACGAGAAAAAAAGAAGCAACUGAAUCUUCAGCAUGCUCCUCACUUAAACUUGUGUUCUGUAAAUUGUGCCAUGUAAUUAAAAAUAUUGUGUACUUA